AUGCCAGAACUCAUCGAAUACCCUUGUGAAGCUACUGGAUGUCAAGCUAGAAUUCUGCGAUGGGAUGCUAUAUGCUCUUUAUGUCAUGUCGUCUGCUGCUCCGAGCAUAAUACACCAGAUCAUCACCCUUGCCAAAAAGCCAGGACGAAGGUGAAUCUGGCUAAUUCUCUCGUAUACGGAUGGGAACUGACCAUUGGAUGCAGGAAACCCCAGAAUCGCGAAUGA
Kwoniella mangroviensis CBS 8507 is the source of this 225-nucleotide messenger RNA. RefSeq lists its product as uncharacterized. The record is from RefSeq and is a predicted model, not a curated record. The transcript has a single exon. The coding region runs from base 1 to 225 and encodes 74 amino acids. Lineage: Eukaryota; Fungi; Basidiomycota; Tremellomycetes; Tremellales; Cryptococcaceae.